Agelaius phoeniceus (red-winged blackbird) is the source of this 4029-nucleotide messenger RNA. NCBI's taxonomy places the organism in Eukaryota, Metazoa, Chordata, Aves, Passeriformes, Icteridae. The record is from RefSeq and is a predicted model, not a curated record.
AUGGGCGCCGCGGGCCCCGCGUGCGCGGCGCGCGAGCCGCUGUCACGCGAGCCGGUGCUGCGCUCCGUGCUGCGGCACGUGCGGCUGGAGAACCUGGCGGCGGGAAUGAGCGGCGGCGUCCUGUCCACCCUGGCGCUGCACCCGCUGGACCUCGUCAAGAUCCGCUUCGCAGUAAGUGAUGGAUUGGAGCUGAGGCCAAAGUACAAUGGAAUUCUUCACUGUAUGAGCACAGUCUGGAAGCAUGAGGGGCUUCGAGGCUUGUACCAAGGGGUAACUCCAAACAUGGUGGGAGCAGGGGCCUCCUGGGGACUUUACUUCUUCUUUUACAAUGCCAUCAAAGCUUACAAGAAGGAAGGGAAGAUGGAAAGUCUCAGUGCGAGCGAACACCUAGUGUCGGCUGCAGAGGCUGGAGCCAUGACCCUGUGCAUUACAAACCCAAUAUGGGUAACCAAGACUCGACUUGUGCUGCAGUAUAAUGCUGGUGUGGAUCCAUCCAAGCGGCAGUACAGAGGAAUGUUUGAUGCUCUCAUAAAGAUAUACAAGACAGAAGGCAUCCGUGGCUUAUAUAAGGGAUUUGUGCCUGGUCUGUUCGGAACAUCACAUGGAGCACUUCAGUUCAUGGCCUACGAGGAUUUGAAAGAGAGAUACAACAAGUAUAGAAACAGAGUAUCAGAUACAAAACUGAACACUGUGGAAUACAUAAUGAUGGCAGCUGUAUCCAAAAUAUUUGCUGUGGUAGCAACAUAUCCCUAUCAAGUUGUGCGAGCUCGUCUUCAAGACCAGCAUAACACAUACUCUGGGGUGUUUGAUGUGAUCCGCAGGACCUGGAGGAAAGAAGGUGUUCAUGGAUUUUACAAAGGAAUUAUACCUAAUGUAAUCAGAGUGACUCCUGCCUGCUGUAUUACCUUUGUAGUUUAUGAAAAUGUGUCUGGCUUUUUACUUGGUUUUAGGAAAGAAAAUAAUUAAGGAAAGAAUGUAGAGACAAUAAACCCUGCCAACAUCUCUCCUGUUGAACGUUCCUGCAUUGCUGCCUUCCUCCCUGAAUCAGCUGUGUCUGCUUGAAGCAGAUGUCUGCAACCGUGAAAUAAGAGUGCUGUGACUGGGUGAAGGCAGCUGCACAGCAAUUCCAUUCAUCCUGGCCUGCCUGGAAUAACUCACUAAGCAGUUUCAGCAAGUCUCAAGAUAACAGUUGGUGCAAUUCUGCUCCUGCACAAGUGGAAAACUUCAUAUGAAAGCAACCCUGGGGGCUGUCAAAACUUUCUUGAAUAUCUGAGUCUCAUUAAAACAAGGAAUGUCAUCUGAAUCCACCUCUGUGUUAUUCAUCAGAUUUUAGGAUGUGGAAUGCUCCAGACUCCAUUGUUCAUCCAACACAAAAAUGUGUGUCUCAGUGGGGUGCAGUUUGGAAACAAAUUGUUUUUUUAAAACAGCUGUCCAUUCUUGGGUUUGAAUAAUUGCAAGUCUGAUGAAGCUCAGUUCUUGUCUCAUAGCAGGCCAGGUUUGCACUGUGGUUUUUGACUUGGUUUUAGCAGCAGACCAACAUGCUGAAAGUGCAUACGUUGCUGGCAGCUUAAUUCAUUUUCUCUCUUUCAUUCUCUCUCCAUCUCUCUCUGUGCCAGUCUGUCUCCAUUAAUGAUAGAGCUGACCACAUAUUACUAAGAAAUGCAUAUUUUAAAGUAGGCUUACAUUUUAAAGAUGAGGAUUUUUUUUCUAGUAAUCCCAUAGUGAUGCAGUGUUCAAGCCAGUGUAGCAAAAAAUAGGACCACACUUACUUUCAGUAAUAUUCUCUGGGAAAAAAAAAUGUUUCUAGUCUCAAAAAAUCCUGUGCACAGGACUUUAUUUAAAAAAACAGAACAAUAGGUUAAUGUCUUCUGAUUUGGUUUAAGGAAAAGAUUGUUGAUAUAUUGAUUGCUAAUUUACUGAUAAAUUAAAUUAUAGUACAUAUCAGUAAAUUUUUAUAAUAGUUACGGGUUUUUUUCCCACACCAAUAAUUGCCAUCAAGGAUAUGUACUGUUUAGAGUUCUGGGUUUGGUGGUUUUGGGUCUUAUUUAUUUAAUAAAGACAUUACUGACCCUAACAUCUGCCUCCUGCUGUUGGUAAGAAGAUAUUAAGUAUCUAGUAAGUAUCAUUUAACUAGGAAAUAAGUUAGCAAAGGCUAUCAACAGGGGAAAAUCAUCAGUUUCAUAGGGAGCAGAGUAAUCACUUAGAGAAGUUUCCUGUUUACCAGGCUAACCUAAAGCAGAAAGAACAAUUUUUAAUAAAAAUUUAACAGAUUAGGGACUUGGUUUAAAUUUUAAGUUAAAAGCUGGAAAGCUACAGAAACUACUCAGUAUUUUGAGUCUUCAUUUCAGUAAUCCACUCUCUUGUUUUUGUAGAUACUGUUGCCAAAUACCACAUUUUGUGUGUAACUAAACUUAUUCAUAAUUUACACUUUCUCUUCCACAAUCCCAUCCCCUCUACUGAUAGAGUUGAUAAUCUCAUUGGAAAGAAUAAUCUCAUCUGGGGCCAGCAUGGCUGGCUUUGGUUUUUAUUACGGAAGGUUCUGUGUGUAUUUAGCUGAAGAUAAAUUUACUGGAAGUUUUACUGGCAGAAGCUUCUGCCUUUGGAGGGUGCUUACUGGGGUUUGUGUGUUUUGUGGUACACAGAAUGAAUUUAAUGGAACACUGAGUUAACUCUACCACCCAGGAUCCAAAAUCUAUUAUGAAGACAUAUGAAAACAUGAUAAAAGAGGAAAAGCUGUGCAUGUACUAGCCUGGAUUAGUGUGCUCUGGGCCAGAACAGCUUACCCAUGCUUCAGGAUAAAUGCAGGGGCAGGCUGUGAGCAUGUGCACAAUCACUCACUGUGUGUUAGCUGACGUUCUCUAAGUUCACACCACAGCCCAGCUCAUAGUAACUUGUUUGUGUUCAGGUACCUUAAAACCAUCCUCCAAGCCAGUGAAAACAUUGCAGUUCUUCAGAGACAAAAUACCAGCUGUGUAACUUGCUGGCUUGCAGCAAAUCUCACUCACCAUCUUGCAGUUGGGCGAGCCCAAGUGCUCCCCUCACUGCAGGUGUCCUCCCCAGUAUCUGCAACAACAGCUACAGGCAAGGGCUGCCCAUCCUGGGGCAAAUCUUACAGCUUGUUCAUAAAAGAAAAUGAGAUUUAAUUCUAAAUAGCUGAAAUAAAUUCAUUAUCUCAGAUUUAAUGGGUUUUUUUCCUUUUAAUUUCUGGGAAGAGUGGAGAUUUUUGCAUGUUGUACAUGCUUUUCAUGAGUUUUUUUAUCUUGUUAAUGUAAAAUUGGUUUUGUAAUACAAAUAUGAUUGUUGUUUCUCUUUAGAAUAUGUAAAAAUUUAAAAAAUGUUUGAAUAUGCCACUUGCAGCAUUUGAAAGAAAAUACUUAAAACACUGAAGCUUAUGGUGUGUUGGCAUGAUCAGUGUUGUCACUUGUCAAACAGCUGUGACAUCAUUGUUUCACUUUACCAGUUCAGUUUUGGAAAGCCUAGGCAUUUCAACCUGUCUUAUGUCUGUAUCUUCUAAACAGUUUAAUACAUCUAGCUUUUAACUAACACCAAAGUGAUUCUGUAUAACUGAAAGGCUAAAUCCAGGAGAAUUAUUUUAUUGGAGCAAUGAAAUUAAGUGUUGUAGCUGUAAAUUUAUUUAGUGUCUGCAUCUUAGUAGUGGAGACAAAAUAGAUAUUACACUGAAAUCCAGUCUAUCAAGAAGCAAGAGAGGGAAGAAGAGCUUAGAUAGUCUGGUUUUGCUCAGUUAUUCAUAAUGAGGUAUUUAACACUUACCACAUUGUCUGGGUCACAGUUAAUUCACCAGGAGUUCAUUGAGACAAGACUGUAACAGCAGAGCAUCCUAUUCUGCAGUCAGGUUUACAGAAGUGCAUUUUAUGUAUGUUUUCUGAAGGCUAAAGCCAACACCUGGUUUUACUUUCUUUGAACUUUAUCUAUAAAGCCUUCUAAAGAAAUCGUGUAUCACAACACCAUGUAAAAUACCUUAAACAGAUUAAUGUUCAAUAAAAUAACCCGGAUUUCUUUUUUGUAAAA